AACAGACCCAAAGACCAAGUAAUUGCAGUACAACUUGUUCGAUAGAGGCCGGAUCGCCCGCGAUGACGCUGCCAUUGUCAUGCUGAGCAGGCGAACGAGGUGAUGUGAUGAUCUUCUUGCGCGCAGUUAAAGUUCUCCAGGGUCGACGCGCUAAAGCGCCGACCGGAUUUUCCUCUCACCUCCGAACUGCGAUCAUCAAGUUCGCAGCGUCUCCUACAACCCUUGCUAAGACAGAGAUGGCGGCCCCGAAGGGAUUAUGGAGGUCUAUCAGUUGCAUUCAUACCUCGGGUUGGUCUACAUCGAUGAAGGUCAGUCCUAUUGUGAGACGAAACAUCACAACCGAACUACCUCUCGAACACUCUUACAAGGCACCUGCGGGAGGAAAAUUCCCACUGCAAGUACCUGAGCAUAUUCGACAGCCCAACAUCACCACAACAAUAUACUCUUUUCCCGAACUAGAGCCUCUCCGGUUCGAACAAUUCCCUGCUGACCACCUUCACCUACCUCUCCGUAAGGAUAUCCUCCAUCGCGCUGUGAUAUUUGAAGGCGACAACACGAGACUAGGGACAGCAUCAACGAAGUGGCGGCGAGAGGUGCACGGCUCUACCAAGAAAGUACAUCCUCAGAAAGGCAUGGGAAAAGCCCGUGUUGGAGACAAGAAGAGUCCUAUCCGGCGGGGUGGAGGUGUGGCCUUUGGUCCCAAACCAAGAGAUUUCGGUACCGAGCUCCCGCAGAAGGUCUACGAUCUUGCGUGGCGGACAGCUCUAAGUUACCGAUAUCGCAAGGGUGAAUUGACAAUUGUAGAUGGCACUAUUGAGGUUCCGCCCAAUAGUGCUGAAGACACGGUCAGAAAGCUGUUUGGAGACGAUUACCCGCUGAAUCCUUCCCAGGGAGGGAAUCUAGUGGUAUCUUGUGUUGAGCCUGUCAAUUUGGCGAAGGCGAUGGAAUACACGUCGAGAUACGGUUUAGCGGUGUCGAUGCUCGACGUCGAUGUGAAAGAUCUCUUGAAGCAAGGACGGAUCGUUAUUGAGCUACAGGCACUAAAAAUUCUACUGGCGUCGCAUGCAAGCGAUCUACAACCAGCGAGAGCUAAAUUAUUGGUGGAUCGGUAGUAAGAAACGCUCGACAAAAUACGACACGAAUCGAGUCGCGUCAUGCCUACAGGGUCGAAGGGGGAAUGACUAUUCGAC
Messenger RNA from Pseudovirgaria hyperparasitica, 1190 nucleotides. Its product is annotated as ribosomal protein L4. Gene Ontology annotation, molecular function: structural constituent of ribosome. Gene Ontology annotation, cellular component: ribosome. NCBI's taxonomy places the organism in Eukaryota, Fungi, Ascomycota, Dothideomycetes, Acrospermales, Acrospermaceae. The record is from RefSeq and is a predicted model, not a curated record. Gene Ontology annotation, biological process: translation. Bases 108 to 1112 code for a protein of 334 amino acids. The transcript is spliced from 2 exons.